GAACGGGGGCGGGCAGAGUAAGAUAUAAGCGGGAUGAAGUGCUGCUGGGAUUCCCAGUGAGCUGCGGAGCUGUUCUUGCCAGUGCUGCUUCAGAGUGAACUUAGAGAAAAGGACACAGGAGACAAGAAACAAGGACUGAAUAUCUUGGUAAGAGCUGUAUUCUUUUUGGACAGGCAGGGAAGGAAAAAUAAGUAAAUUAAAAAACCCUGAGCAGAUCAGAGGUUUGAGUAGUAUAAGACAUAUAUGUGUCCCAAAAAAGCUCUUAAAUGCAUUUUUUAAAUCCUUAGGGAAAUAUCAUAGUGAAGUUUCCUCUUUUUCAUUUUUCUUUUUCUUCUCAUAUGAACAUAAUGGCCUCAAAAAAAGAGUUCAUAGCAGCAUGAUCAAGGAGGCCAAUUUGGGUCCAUAAGUAAGUGUGGACUCAUGGAUCCCAUUGCUCUUGUCUGUGUCCAUCCUUGGGAACCCUUGGAAUGGGAUGUGUUAUCCCUGAGAGAAGUGAGGCCAGUGGAGGUCUCUCCCCUGGGCAUGUUGCCUGCAGAACCCCUUCCAGAGCACAGCAGAAGGCCUGGCCUUUGGGGUGGGAUCAGUUUGGUCAGAGGUGUGACCUCCUUUGACCAGGGACAUGUCCUACUCUAGCAGGGGGUGUUGCUGAGCAGGGUUGAUGGUCAGGCUGAAAUGAAUGUGCCAAGGGACAGAGAAGGGACCUGAGAGGUCCCUCUCCACUCCCGGAGUGUGAGGCAGAAGAGUCUCACCCUCUCAUGGGUGGCUGUGCUCUGGUGGGACUGAGGCACCUGUGUGGUGCCUGCGUGCUGUGCCAGCUGAGGCAGCUCCCUGGCCCAGGAGAGCCUCAGUGGUCCCCGAGGGUCAAAACCCCCCCCCCCAGCACUGCUGUGGGGCUCCUGGUCCACAGGAGUGGCUCCUGGGCCAGCUGUGGCAUGUGUUCUGCCCCAGAACCUGCUCAGUGCAGUCCUAUGGUUCUUGGGGAAAGGUCCUUGUUAAAUGUCCUGUUUCUCUUUUUGAAUUUAUUUUCAUAUGUACCUGAUGUCUAGCUGGGCUGGUUGCUUUUACUGCUGCUGAGAAAGGUGCAGAAAUGUUAUUCGACGAAUUCAGAAGGAGAAAGAGGGAGAAAACCAACAAGUUCCUGGAAUCCAAGAUGGACGAGAACAUGCAGGACCUCAACAAAAAAGUAAAAGCUCUGCAUAAAGAUUUCAAAAAAUUAGAGGAGUCCACAAAGAAUGAGGUCGAGACAAUGAGAGCACACCUGGAGAAGCAAGGAUGCAAGGAGAUGAAUGUUGUAUUGCUCCUGUUAUCAGUGUUGGACAAGAACCUCCAGGAGUUCUCCCAGAAAAUUGAAACUAUGGAAGAAGAUGUACAGAAAUGGCCAGAGACCACAAAGCGUGACCUUCAGCUUCAGAGACAUGAACUGGAGAGCCAAGGAUGCAAGGAGAAUGAAAUUGCAAGGGAGCUGAAAUCAGUGUUGGACAAGAACCUCCAGCAGCUCUCCCAGAAAAUUGAAACUCUGAAAAAAAAUGCACAGGAAUUGUCAAAGACCACAAAAUGUAACCUUCAGCUUCUCAGAGGUUUCCUGGAGAGCCAAGAAAGGGAGGAGCAAAGUUCAAGGGCUCAGCAAUGCAGAAUGGAGACGUUACUCGAGCAGCUCUGCCAAAGAUUUCAAAGUCUGGAACAAGCAAUAGAGAUGAGACAGGAGGUCCCAUAUCAUGACUUGCUGCUUUCCAGAAGAUACCUGGAGAACAACCAAGCCCACAGAUGCUGUCUGGGGAGAUGCAGAGAGAUGAUCCCCUUCUCCAUCCUGCCCCCUCAGGCCUUUGCCAAAGCCUCAGGAACACCCACAGCUCUCCUGCAGUCCAUCCAUCCAAAGCAAUUCAAAGAACCUGGGAUAGCCAUGCUGCGAGAAGAGAUGAUUCAUCUACGAGUCCUGGAAUUGGCAAGAGGGGAGAGGAUUAAUAAUAUAUGGACUGACUCCAGAUCUGCAUUUGAGAUAGGGCCUGCUCAGGGUGCUGUCCAGAACAGAAGAUUGUGUGAAGGUCAAGGCUUUUUCAGGUCAGUGUCUGGAGGAGAAGUGGAAUGGAUCACACCAGGUGCUUCUGACAACCUUCAUGCCAAUCAAGAUGAAAGAACAGCCUGCCUGGAUUCACUAUUCAGGAGGCAUCCAAAGGAGCAUGGACCUCAGAGCCAGUAGGACUAACGAUCUGCAAGUUCUGAUGCUGACCCUUGGUGUUCUGAUCAGUAUCAUAAUUCUGGCUCUAAUCUUUACCUUACCCUGGCCAUAGUCCCCACACUCACAUCAGCUGUCGCCGUGAUAUUUUCUGAAAAAUCCCUUCGCCAGGAUUUCUUCUCAUGGGAGAUUGGGAGGCCUUGGAGAGGAAUGAAAAUAAUAAUUAUCUGAUUGCUUUUCCCUGUUUUGCUGCUUUGGAAUUUCAUCUGGAGAUUGUUUGUCCAGCAGGUGGUUGGUUGAUUGGUCUCAUGUGAAUUGUUUUACUUAAUGACCAAUUCCUGUCCUGCUGUGUCAGACUCUGAGGAAUCAAUCACAAGUUUUCAUUAUCAUUCUUGUUAAGCCUUCUGUCUCUAUUGUUCUCUAUAGUUUAGUAUAGUUUGAGUAUAGCAUUCUUUAAUAUCAUGUAAUAUAUCAUAUAUCUUAUAUCAUUAUAUCAUACAUAUCAUAUAUAUCAUAUAUCAUAAUAUAAUAAAUCAGCCUUCUAAGAA
Serinus canaria (Common canary) is the source of this 2721-nucleotide messenger RNA. RefSeq names its product myosin-11-like. The record is from RefSeq and is a predicted model, not a curated record. The coding region runs from base 1088 to 2197 and encodes 369 amino acids. NCBI's taxonomy places the organism in Eukaryota, Metazoa, Chordata, Aves, Passeriformes, Fringillidae. The transcript has 9 exons.